AUUUAUACGUGCGGUGCAUUGUGUUUUGAUAACCGAGACUUAACAGAAAACCCCUGGCGAGUGUAAACAAGCUUUUGAGGUGUAAAAUGGAUAACGAAGAUAUUAUAAUGGAUGAUGGCGAUCCUGACCUUGAGACUAGAAGAAAGCUGAUAGAAUUAUAUAAAGUUAUAGUUAAUCAACCAGAUAAUCAACUAGAGAUUUUAAAUAAACACAGAGAUAUACUUGAUAUACCUAUAACAGUUGAAUGUAGAUGGCGAUGCAUGUGUAUAACCCUAUUUGAAAUGCAUCCGGGUCACAACCAUGAUAUGGAGACAGACCGCUACAAAAUGGUAUAUUCCUGGAUGGAAACAGGUCUCUGCAGAUGUCAUUCCAAUGGUCAACAUUUCGAAAAGAAGAAAUGCCAGAAAAAAUUAAUUCAUGUCGCUGCAGUGGUACGAAACAUCCCAGUUGUAGAGUAUUGGGUACAUUGCGGUCUAUCUUUAAAUGAAGCAACAACGGUGUCUUGUUACACGCCUUUAUUCUUGUCUGUGGUGAUUAACGGUACAGAACUUCUAAAAUAUAUGAUACAAAAUGGCGCCGAUAUUAACGUUACCUCGCGGUAUGAACGUAACACGCCAUUGAUGGAAGCCAUUUUAACGAGAAAGAAAGAAAUCGUCCAGAUAUUGUUGGAUAAUCCCAAACUUGACGUCAACGCUAUCAACUUUCGAAAAGAAACGGUCCUAACCAUUGCUGUAAGGGUGAGACGAAAAGAAUUGCUUCCCUUGCUAAUAGCACGAGGAGCUGAUCCUAAUCACGUGGACUGCACCGGAUUCACUCCACUGAUUCACGCAGUGCUGGAAGAAGAUGAUAAAUUAUUAAGGCAGUUGCUAGAACUUGGUGCUGAUAUUAAUAAAACUGACAAUAGAGGGGAAACACCGCUACAUUUUGCUGUACAUAAUGAAGUGUCCCAUAUUGUGUCAAUUUUGCUGGAAAACGGUGCUAACCCUAACGUAGCCGCUGGGGAUAGUUAUACUCCGUUACUAAUAGCAACAUACAGCGGAUCAGACGACAUGCGCGAUGUAUUAGAGCUGCUGCUAGAGAAUGGUGCUGAUGUCAACCUUGCUAAUGAACAGGGUUAUGCAGCCAUACAUAUCGCUGCAUGGAACGGAUAUCUACCGUCUGUCAAUUUACUGUUGGAACAUGGUUCCCCUCCCGAUGUGCGUACGAUAGACAAGAACACGCCCCUGACCCUGGCAGCUCAUGGAAAACACCCUGACAUCAUCGAUCGUCUGCUGCCGUUAAACUGUGACCUAAAUAACAAGGAUAAAGAUUUGGACACGGCUCUCCAUUACGCCGCCUUGAAUGACGACUGUAGCACUGUAAGACGUUUAAUACGUCACGGUGCUGACCCGGAUGUGCAGAAUCGCGUGUGUACCACGCCAUUGUGGAACGCCGUUCACGCGGGAUCGCUUGAAAUAGUAAAAAUUCUCUUGAAACGUAAUGUUACUUUAGAAGUUGCUUCUGUUGGAAUUGAUCAACAUGCCCAAGCUGAAGAAGUCGUGUUCUUGUAUUCAGAGCCGAAAACUCCAAUGCAUAUGAUCGGUGAGAAAUGUUUGAUUGAGUUGGGGAGGAUGCUUAUUGAAUCAGGAUACAAUAUGGCGAAGGAAAGCUGGCUGUUAGAUUCAGAUGUUAUACCAAAAGAACUGGAAUCCAACGAAGCCUUCCGGCAGUAUCUGAUUGAAGCCUACAAUACACCCCAGUCUUUGUUACUCCAGAGUAGAAAUUUCUUCAGAAAAUUGUUCGGUAAACACGUGACCGUAAAAACUGAAGUCCUAAAUAUUCCUGUUCCUCUUAAAUCCUACAUAACACUGAAAUACUUGUGAAUCUGUGACGUAUGAAUUUUGCUUUUUAGGUAAACGAUGAUGUGAUAUGAUGAAAAAGACUGGAUAUUAAAAUGAUGAUGACUCGUAUGUCCAGUGAACAAGGAGUAGGCUUUAUAUAGAGAUCAGGCCUUCUCUUGUGACAAUCGCCCUUCUUCCCCACCAGUCCCUUGCAAAAUGAGAUAAAUUUAAAAGAGACAAAUGUUUCAAUAUCGCUUCGUUUGUGUGUUUUACUACAUGUAAAAGGUCUUCAUUCCCAGUUUAUUGGCCAUUGUUUAUAACUGAAGACUAAUCGUGUGGGUGAUAUCAAAGUGAUAUCGCGGAAUAGUCUAACCCAUUGCUCUCGAUAUUUGGUUGUUGAUAGAUACUAGUGUGUGCUUAAGGCCACAUAACUCUGUAAAUAUUCUCUUUUGGAAACCUUUAAAGUUUGUACACCCCCCUUCUUCAGGAACCAACUAAUUUAAAAACCAAAAUGUCGUUGGUUUGAAAUAUGAAACAAAAUAUUAUUCACGAGACUUGAUUGAUUAUUUUUUUUUUAUCAAGACCUUAAGAACCUAGAAAUUCGAUUUCCCUAAAAGUUUCCUGCAGGGCUAUGUACACAUUGGCGUGCACGUGAAAGAUACCUUGACAGAAUUUGAAAUGAGAGUAGGUCGUAGUGCCGCUGUCCGGGCGAAAUUCACCUCACAACACACUGUAUGUCGUAUGCCCGUCUUCAUAACCCCAGUCGGAGCAGAACAGUAGGACGUUAAACCCCAUUUAAUUUAAUUCCAUAAACUAAUUAUUAUAAUAUUUGAGUUAACGCUUAAGGGGGGAGGCUAUCCGAAAAUUUUUAUUCUGAAAUGUUAAAGCUAUUGAAUUGAAAAUAGUACAAUUAGUUAGGAAAUGUAAUAAACAAGGCAAAACUAGCAUUUAAAAAAGUUGUUGCCAGGGUAACACAUUUUUUGGGAAAAAAUUAUGAAAAACGUAGGUACACUAUAUCUCUGUAACUAAGAUAUCUUCGCCAAAUUUGCAGGAUAUAUAAACUAAUAUCUACCACACAAUCAAACAGAAAGCAGUUUGAAUUAUCAUUAAUAUUUCAAAAGUUAUCAAAAUAUUUUUCCAAAGACAAAAUAUUGUGGUGAGGCAAAUGUUUUCAACACCAUUUCCCAAGAAACUAUAAAAAAUAUAGAGAAAAACUCUCUGUCCGGUUUUGGAGUUAUCAUUAAAGAAUAAGCAGUUCGAAAAUGAGACAUUUGUCUUUAUUAGUGCCAGAGAUAUGGUGUACCUACGUUUUUCAUACUUUUUAAAAAAAAAAACCAAUGUGUUACCCUGGCAACGACUUUUCUUUCUCUAUUUUUAAUGUUAGUUUUCCCUUGUUUAUUACAUUUCCUAACAACUUGUGCCUUCUUCAAUUCAAUAGCAUUAAAAUUUCAGAAAGCAUUUUCCAGGUAGCCCCAUCCCUUAAAAAGGCGUCACCGUUUGUCAAGGUAUGAGACUUCUUGUAGGCGACAUGCGUUCGUCAACGAAACGUUGUUUAACGUUUGUUGUUAAAUGUUGAAAAUAUAUAUAUAAUAUAGAUGUUAAAUUGUUCAAAAUAUAUUUAUAUACAUAGUAUUAACUUGGUCUUCGUUUGCUGUGAAAUAUUUUUAUGACAUGUUUUGAUGAAUUAAUACGAUUUACUUUUCAUAAGGUCUGUCAUCGAGCCAACUGAAGUGGUUUCGAUUCGACGGUUGUACGUGACAAGUAGUAGGGUCACCUGUCCAACCUCGUGGUUUUUUCCGCGGGUCCUCCGGUUUCCUCCCACGGCUAAAGACCUCUACGCGCAAGCGAAUUAUUGAAAUGAAAUAGAACCAUGUGUUAGUCCCGAAAUGACCUAGUUUGUGUCGCGUAGACGCUAAACCUUCAUUUCAUUUCAUUGAACGUACCUUUGGUUACGUCUGAAUACUGUCCAUUAUAGAUUUUAUUGGUUGUGUAUAUAAGUUAUAUGUGAUAUGUACACAUCUGUGAUAAUAUGUAUAUUAAUAUUGACUAUGAUGUGCCAGUGUGUAUAUAUUAUAUAUUGGGCUAUGAUGUAUCAGUUUGUAUAUAUUAUAUAUUGGACUAUGAUGUAUCAGUUUGUAUAUAUUAUAUGUUGGACUAUGAUGUAUCAGUUUGUAUAUAUUAUAUAUUGGACUAUGAUGUAUCAGUGUGUAUAUAUUAUGUAUUGACUAUGAUGUAUCGGUGUGUAUAUUAUAUAUUGGACUAUGAUGUAUCAGUUUGUUUAUAUUAUAUAUUGGACUAUGAUGUGUCAGUUUGUAUAUAUUAUUUAUUGGACUAUGAUGUAUCAGUGUGUAUAAUUAUAUAUUGGCCUAUGAUGUAUCAGUUUGUAUAUAUUAUAUAUUAGUCUAGAUAUGUAAUGUGCACAUGGCCGAUCAUAACUCACACUAGUAUGAUGCAACGUUUGGGAAAUUUUUCCAUUUUUCUUGCGUAUCGUUAGUUCAUUUUUCAUUUUAAUUCACGUUUGCAUCACUGCAGCCCUGGGCUGUACAGCGCAGAGGACGAUUACGACUAGCCCCCGGAUCCGUUCACUAUAUCUAAUAUAAACGUGUCGUGUCCAAGGAUUCGUCUUGUGUAAUUGUAUGUGUGUAAUACACCCCCCUGCACUUACUAAUAUAAACCAUGGUGAGAUUCUACCCCCCCCCCCGAUUGUACGAACCUCGGCCAAAGCUAAAGGUACGGAUAUUUAUAAAUAUAUAAGCAAAGGCCAGUCAGUUCAGCUUCCCAUUUGUAAACUUCUCCAAAAAUAUGAAAAAUAAUUAGCCUAUUGUUAAAGGGGCAUUAGGUAAGAUUAGACGAAUAGCUGACAGUUCUCACUAUAAUAGUUUUAAAAAAAUAGAUAAUGAAUACAGAAUAUUCUGAAAAUAUUAGUCAAAUUGCUUCACUCUGAAUUGCGAUAUUAGCGAUUCAAUAUUAGGCUAGCCUCGAACGUCAUGUACAAUAAUAAAGUCUAGCUUAUUAUCUGUUAUAAAUGGUAUUAAAUUCCACUAAAUAUCGCAUGCUAACGAUGGCUCCAAGAGUUGAUUAUGGUCUGGAUUAGUUAAUUAAUGUCUAAUUAAUAAUUUAGAUAACAUUUCAGGCCUAUAGAAAGACCUGCAAUAGGCAGAUUUAGCUCUUGCAUAAUGUAUGUUUAACGAUUGCAAUUGGUAGACUGUGGCAUGUCGUAGCAAAAGAUCUACCUGUGAACAUAUAGGCCUAUCUAAUCAACCUGAUAUACUGUUAAACGUUUUUUAAUCACACCAUUAGAUGAUAUAAAAUAUAUUACGUGCUUCUAGGCAAGGAAACAUUCACAAUAAUAAUUAAUAAAUAA
Molecule: messenger RNA, 5184 nt
Organism: Patella vulgata (common limpet)
Lineage: Eukaryota; Metazoa; Mollusca; Gastropoda; Patellidae
Product: ankyrin-1
Exons: 5
Coding region: 87-1862 (591 amino acids)
Cellular component (GO): cytoplasm; nucleus
Molecular function (GO): protein binding
Source: RefSeq, a predicted model, not a curated record